Messenger RNA from Saccostrea echinata, 2106 nucleotides. RefSeq lists its product as uncharacterized. Bases 1 to 2106 code for a protein of 701 amino acids. The record is from RefSeq and is a predicted model, not a curated record. The transcript has a single exon. NCBI's taxonomy places the organism in Eukaryota, Metazoa, Mollusca, Bivalvia, Ostreida, Ostreidae.
AUGUCUAGUUACUUGCUUGAAAAUCAGUACAUUGAUAUAGCUGUGCAGAAGGGAGGAGUACCUGGAAUAUCAGGAUGUAUCGAGCACACAAGUGUAUUGACACAGAUAAUCCGGGAAACCAGGGAGUCCAAAGGUGAGUUGGCAGUAGUCUGGCUAGAUCUAGCAAAUGCUUAUGGAACAGUACCCCACAAACUUGUUGAACUGACACUCGAAAGAUACCAUGUACCAGAGAAGACAAGGGCAGUUUUAAAAGACUAUUUUGAUCAUCUCCAGCUAAGAUUCACAGUACAGGAUUACACAACAGCAUGGCAACGCUUAGAAAUUGGUAAAGUCACAGGAUGCACCAUAUCAGUUAUCCUGUUCUCAGCAGCAAUGAACAUGAUAGUCAAAUCGGUGGAGAAGAAGAGCAGAGUGUCAUGGAUGAAGUCAGGAGUACGCCAACCACCAGGGAGAGCAUUCAUGAAUGACAUGACAGUUACAACCAAGACAGUUAUUGAAGCCAAGUGGACAAUACAAGAACUAGAAUCAGCAAUCACUUGGGCAAGAAUGAAAGUAAAACCAAGUAAAUCCCGAAGUUUGGUCAUAAAGAACGGGAAAGUAAAGGAAGAAAGAUUCAAGAUUGAUGGAGAGACAAUACCAACAGUCUCAGAGGAGCCAGUAAAAUGCUUGGGGAAAUUCUUCAACGACACAUUAACAGACAGACAGAAUGUAAAAGAAACAUGCAGACAGCUGAAUGAAUGGAUGAAAACUUUGGAUAAAAGUGGACUGCCUGGUAAAUAUAAAGCAUGGAUUUACCAACAUGGGAUACUGCCUCGCCUCUUAUGGCCGCUAUUGGUGUACGACGUACCCCUGACCAUAGUAGAAGGGAUGGAAACAAUAGCAAGCAGAUAUCUGAGGAGAUGGCUGGGGGUACCAAGAAGUUUCAGCAGCGUUGGUUUAUAUAGCUCUGGGACAAAGCUACAGUUACCUCUUAAGUCUAUUACUGAAGACUUCAAGGAGACAAAAGUGCGUCAACAUUUAUUGUUACAGAAUAGCAAGGAUGAGAGGGUACGGACAGCGAAAGUAGAAAUUAGGACAGGGAGAAAGUGGUCAGUAAAGGAAACUAUAGAGGAAGCACAAUCCCGCUUGAGAAUCAGUGAUAUAAUUGGAAGACAGGCAAUAGGAAGACAAGGGCGUGAUGACACACCAACAGCAAGAUGGGGGACAGCUUCAGUAGAGGAGAAACAAAAUUUAAUGCGUACAAUAGAGGAAGAUUCAAGAAUGGUGAAAGCAGCUGGAAUGAAGAAACAAGGUAGCUGGUUGAACUGGGAGAAUACACGCCAGGUGAAGUUGGGAUGGAAUGAUAUCUGGAAGAUGGAACCAUUCAGACUUCAAUUUAAGCUGAAAUCAGUUUACGAUGUCCUUCCCAGCCCAACUAAUCUUGUAACAUGGGGAGUGACAGAUGAUCCAAAGUGUGCCCUCUGUAGUAAAUCAGCAAACUUGGAGCACAUAUUAUCAGCAUGCUCACAGGCUUUGAAAGAUGGGAGAUACACUUGGAGACAUGAUAAAGUUCUAGCCAGUAUAGCUGACACCUUGGAGAAAAGUAUCAAAAAACCAAGGAAAAACAGAGAGGGCCUGAGAUUUGUCAACUUUGUGAAAGAAGGUGAAAAAGGACAUAAAGUUAGUGUGGAAGGAAGUGGUCUGCUGGGGACAGCAACAGAUUGGCAGAUGCGGGAAGACCUCAAGAAAAGAUUAGAAUUUCCACCUGAGAUAACAGCUACAAACAAGAGGCCUGACAUAGUUAUCUGGUCAGUGGCAACAAAACAGACAAUUCUUAUGGAAUUAAAAUUACCAUGGGAAGGCAGAAUGGAGGAUGCAUAUGAGAGGAAAAACCUAAAGUACCAAGACCUAGUGACGGAUUGUCAACAAAAUGGAUGGAAGGUCUGGUUUUUCGCAGUUGAAGUGGGAUGUAGAGGAUUUGUGGGACAGUCUAUGUGGAGGGCACCGAGAGUCAUUGGCAUUACUGGAGCAGAGAGAAGGAGACUGAUAGGGAGUCUGUGUAGGGAGGCAGAGUCAGCAUCUAUGUGGUUGUGGAGAAGAAGGGCAGGUAAAUGGAAAGACAGUUAA